Amoebophrya sp. A120 is the source of this 4718-nucleotide messenger RNA. NCBI's taxonomy places the organism in Eukaryota, Dinophyceae, Syndiniales, Amoebophryaceae. The record is from the annotation of a GenBank genome assembly.
GUUCGCUCCAGAGUUUGUGUACUAGACCUUGGAAAAUAGCCAGGUCGACGUGGAGACCAAGAGUUUAUUUUUCUAGUAAGUACAGGCUUUUUGUUUUUACUUUUUGUUUUUACUUACCUAGAGCUACUUCAGCUUUGAGGAAUGUAGCGACUUUUUUCUUGGGAGAAAGGACUAGUUUGACACAACUCGUCAAAAUGAGCGGGUCUACCACCUCCGUUCCCGAGGAUCCCGCCGCCCCACCGGUGCAUCUGAGUCCUACCGAUCGUGAUCCGUUUUUUGGCACCCUAGGUAACUUGUGCUUUCGGAAGGCGGACGCACCGGCGAAGAACUGGGUCGGUGCGCGUUCCAAUGUCGGCGUCAAUCUCGCAAGCGGGGGGAAGGUCGCCUUUCAAGUCCUCCUGAAGACGCCGGGCGUGGCGCGGUUUGGCUGGAGCACGAAGGAUGCCACACUCGAACUGGGUAUGGACGCGAAGAGCUUUGGCUGGGGCGGGACCGGCACCAAGAGUACGAACAAGAAGUAUCAAAAGUACGGGCAGACUUUCGGCGUGAACGACACGGUGCUCGCCGUCCUGGAUGCGGACCGACACACAAUCACCUACUACAAGAAUGGUGUGGCCGCCGGCAGUGGGGACGCGUUUUGGAUCCCGCGAGAGCUCUGGCAAGAGACCUUUUACGCGCACGUCCUGACGAAGGAAGCAACUUUCUGCGUCGACUUUGCGGACGUUCGAGCGGGGUCGAAGUUCCCGCUGCCCAAAAACGCGAGCUGGCUUGCCGCACGCCGCCCGGGAGCCGUUGACCUGCGGCCACGCAACGCCGGAAUCCAAGAGAGCGGAGCAGGCGCGUACGGAUAUUUCAAUGCGCACGCAGACAUUGCCGCGGUCCUCGCUACUUCCGCAUCAACUUCCGCCUCCUUUGCCUACAACCCUCCGGGACGGAUGAAUAAUGACGCCGCUCAACAACCCGCAAGCGAUCCGAACUUCAAAAGCCAGCACACCUUGGGACAGGAGAAGCCGUGGCACCAGGCAAAAACCGAGUAUGUGAACCACUUCCGGGAGUUGCUGACGCACGAACACAAGGCCGAGAAGGACAAGCUCGCGAGCCGUGUCCGCAGGUCCUUAGACAGCCUGCAACGCGACGGCUUCGGGGUGGGGGGCCAAGUUUUGGACCGCGGACUCGCCGAGGACGUCGAGAAACACAAUAGUAACCAUCAAAAUCAAAAGUUUCUGCAAUUGGCGAAAAACGGCGAGCUGACCUUGCGGUGCGCCUCGCGGCCGUUUUUCCCCUACCUUUCGGAAGUGCACGUCGGCCGGGAGGUGGUUGUCACGCCGGAGACCCUGACGCCCGAUCCGGACGACGGCAGCGUCAGCAUUUUGGCGGACGUGGUGAAAUGGACACCCGACAAGAAGUGUCUGAUCAUUCAAACGUCCUUCAGCCUGUUGCCUCGUGCCGCGAACGGGAAGUACCGGCUGGACCUCUCUUGCAACGUGACGACGUUCAAGCGAAUGGAUUUGAUUCUCGACGCCAUCCAGCGGGACGGCGGCGCAUCCAACACGCAGAUGAAAAAGGACAAGUACCGCCUCGGACUGCUGCUUUCCGGCACGCCCCUGGCUGCCGCCGUCUGCGCGGACAUCAAAAAAACCUCAUCCGCGGCCCAAAAGUGGGACCCGCUGGACCGCGCGUCUUCGGAUGCAAAAGCCGCCAUCAGCGAGGCAGCGGCGGCACGGCCGCAGGCCGCGAAUGCGUACGAAACGAAGUCGGAUCUCGGGGAAGCGAAGCAGGUGGUCGCGGAGACUCUGAACUUGUCGCAGAAAAACGCCGUUGCGCAGGUGCAAAACCGGAAGUUGACCUUCAUCCAGGGGCCGCCAGGUACCGGGAAGACGACGACCGCAGCGGCGAUUGCCGUGGAGUGGCUGAAGAAAAACAAGGGGCCGGUGUUGUGCAUAUCAAAUGUCAAAAUGUCUGGGUCUGGAAUAGUGCGUGAUUUGUCAUGCUGCUUUUCCAUGACCCAUGAGGUCUGGAAUGCCGGACCUAGCAUGACAGAUUCUGCGAGACCUUUGUAAUGCCUAUUCUGCAUCAGGAACUACCUCCUGACUUGGUCAAAAUUGGGCGACUUUUGGUAAUCAUGCAACACAGAUUUUUGCAUAUCAAAAGGAAACAUCCCCCCUCCCCAUAUCGAAAUGGAAAUCUGUGAUGCAGGAUUUGGGUACACAAAUCGGAUUUGUCUUGCAGUAGGGCAUCGCAGUCAGAUCCUCGGCCUAGGUAGGGGCGUAUAGGUCUAGUUGCUUAGCAUUGCAAACGGGUGUCCCCUAGGCGCAACAGCAUGCCAAAUCGCUUCCAUAAUGGUGCGGAAGCCUCUGCGCUUGUCUUCUUGCAAGACAGACGUGAUUUGUGGCCUCAAAUCAGCAACACAAAUUUUCGGAAACAUACCUUUUCGAUAUGGGGAGGGGGGAUUUUUCCUCAGAAUAUUGCAUGCUGCAGAUUUAGCAUGACAAGUUGCAAUCUUCCAGACCCAGACAUUUUUACAUUUGAUAGUGCACCGCGUUUUCCAACAAGGGUACGGAUCACUUGGGGCAGGUGCUGACGAACAAGUUUAAGCUGAACGUGGUGCGCGUGGGGCUUUCGCCCGUCGAUUUCUCGCUCGACGCACUGAUAGAGCAGUACGGGGGCACCUUAGCCAGCAUCAUCUACGACUGGGCGGACGUAUAUGGAAGUGUCAGAAUCGAAAUUGACAAAAUCGGAAAAUUUGUGAUGCACAAAAUCGAUGCCAGUUGGGGCCUCAGUUUCCAAGUGGCACAUGACAAAUUUCGGGAGCACCCAAAUCCAGUCUGUCAUGCUGUUGGGGCAAAGAGGGCUGCUCCUGGCAUGCUACUUCGGCAGCAAAUUGCAUACCCCUAAACAGGCUACCUUACAAUCGGUCUCAUUUGCCUGCCCCCCAAUACAGGUCUUGCGUGCCAUACAUUUUAUGCAUGACAAGUUUUUCGAUUUUGUUGAUUUCGAUCCUGACACUCCCAUAACGUAGUUUGCGCGACCUGCGUCGGCUGCGGGAUGUCGAUUUUGAAAAAGUUCGAGUUUCCCUAUGUGAUCAUCGACGAGGCCUCGCAGAUCGUGGAGCCCGCGGCGCUGAUCCCCUUGACGCGCGGCUGCGUGCAGUGCGUGAUGGUCGGCGAUCAGUGCCAGCUUCCUCCCACCGUGAUGGCCGACGAGGCGGCUCGGGGCGGGCUCGGGGUGAGUUUCUUUGACCGGUUGAUCCAACAGGGGAUGGAGGUCUUCAUGCUGGAUACGCAGUACCGCAUGGCCCCGGUGAUCAGCGCGUUUUCCAGCGCCCGGUUCUACGGCGGCAAGCUGCAGAACGGGGUUUCGGACCAGGACCGGCCGUUCGAAAAGCUUCGCGUGCACGGGGGGGAGUUUUCCAAUUUGAUGUUCAUCCACGUCGAGGCUUGGGAGCAAACGAGCGGCUCUUCCAAGUCGAACGACGAGGAGGCGAAUUGUGUCGUGCACCUGGUCGAGCAUUUUUUGAACUGCCGAGUGUGUCCCUCUAUCAAAUGCAAAUAUGUCUGGGUCUGGAAACUUGUGAUGCUGAAUUGCGCAUGAUUGAAGCGCUUCCAAUGGCAGCCAAGCAUGACAAGUUUUUGAGACGCCCGCUGAUGCAUAGCACGCAUUACAAAUUGCGUUUUUGCAUGACAAAGAAAGUUUCUCUUUUGCUGCUCAUGCAACACAGAUUUUCCAGGGAUGCUUGACACGCAUUACAAGUUCCACUUUUCCAGACCCAGACAUUUUUGCAUUUGAUACCCGCCAAGGAAAUUGGCGUGAUCAGUCCGUACUCCGCGCAGGUGGGGAAGGUUCGGAGCCGGUUGUCGAAGUGGACCAACACGAAUCCGGAGGUGAAAGACGUCCAAAUAAGCUCCGUGGACGCGUUUCAGGGAUCGGAGCGCGAGAUCGUAUUGGUGUCGCUGGUGCGCGCGAACGCGGAGGGCAACCUGGGUUUUGUGCGGGACUGGCGCCGGCUCAAUGUGGCGCUCACGCGCAGCAAGAAGUUUUGCGGAGUGGUUGGAAACUUGAAAACGCUGGCGAAGAGUGCGAGUAGCAUCACGCACGAGAUGCUGCGGUUCCACUAUCAACAAGUGAAGAAUUGUAGUUCUGGCAGGUCGGAAAACAAGCGCGCGGCUUUCGCCACGUGGGACGCGGUAGAGAAGGAACUGCUGCCGUUACCGGGAAAUUUCUUCGACUCAUACUUCAGCGAAACAUUCUUGCAUCCACGAAGUAGAAGAGCCGCAGCAGGGGCACCGCCGGGAGGCAAUCGUGCGGGGGAAGUACUAGCCCAGCAAGAAAUUAUAUCCGCAAGUACAGAAGAGACGCCAGUAGUGGAAGUCGAUUCAGGCGAGUCCUGGUUGAAGGUUGUCGAAGUUCAGCCAAUUUUGGCGGAAGGAGAUGAGGAGGACUGGGACCAACUGAUGCCCCCUCCUCUCAUCCCCGCCGUUGAUGGAGAGGCACAACCUGGGUCCACCGGCUCCUCAGCAAAAAGACCGCGCGCGGAAACCCAAGUGGAUGAAUGGUGAGUAGGGUUUUUGCUGCUCGGUUGCGCGCACUUUUAUAUCGAGAAUUUUUUUCCCCGAUGCCGGAAGAUUCGGAAAGCAGCACCAAAAAUGGUCAGAAUGUAAGUAUACGUAGACAGGUUCAUCCUGAUCCUCGCAGACUCACAUCGCCGCGGGUGACGAUAC